CAAGGAGAUGUCAACCGAUCCAUUGGUUAGCUGGUCUAGCGGUACUCGUUGGGGUAAUUAUGGUCUUGGUAGCUCACGGCCAUUAUACCGUGGAUGUACUUAUAGCUUACUACGUUACUACACGUCUGUGGUAUAUUUAUCACACGCUAGCCAACAAUCCAAAUCUCAAGCAAUAUGGACCAAACAAUUUUUUGGCCCGACUCUGGUGGUUCUCUAUUUUCAAGUAUUUUGAGAAGAAUGUGGGCGGCACAGUGCCACGACAAUAUGACUGGCCUCUACCCUGGCCUCGACGGUUUCUUGCCAAGCACCCUAAUCGAGAUAGUUAAUACUUGUCUUGAUUUCAUGAUAGAGGCUGUUAAAAACAAAGGAGUUACUAUUGUUGUAUAUAUUUUUACACACAAACACACACAACACAACACAUACAUACAAACACAUACACAUGCACUCACAAAUGUAUGUAUAAAUCGAGGCUUAUUAACGUGGAGGUAAAAGUUCGCUAAAGAAUA
Messenger RNA from Wasmannia auropunctata (little fire ant), 506 nucleotides. Its product is annotated as phosphatidylcholine:ceramide cholinephosphotransferase 1-like. The record is from RefSeq and is a predicted model, not a curated record. Gene Ontology annotation, cellular component: endoplasmic reticulum membrane; Golgi membrane. Gene Ontology annotation, biological process: ceramide biosynthetic process; sphingomyelin biosynthetic process. Gene Ontology annotation, molecular function: sphingomyelin synthase activity; ceramide cholinephosphotransferase activity. The transcript has 2 exons. Lineage: Eukaryota; Metazoa; Arthropoda; Insecta; Hymenoptera; Formicidae. Bases 60 to 326 code for a protein of 88 amino acids.